Messenger RNA from Solanum lycopersicum (tomato), 1749 nucleotides. RefSeq names its product F-box protein At5g03100-like. The record is from RefSeq and is a predicted model, not a curated record. NCBI's taxonomy places the organism in Eukaryota, Viridiplantae, Streptophyta, Magnoliopsida, Solanales, Solanaceae. Gene Ontology annotation, molecular function: protein binding.
CGCCGUUGUCUCAUUCUUAUAAAACCUACCUACUCUUCCCUCUUUAUUCAUCUCUUCAGUUUCUCUCUCGCUUUCACCGCUUAGUUUAUGUUCAGUAAUAAGUCCUAAGUUAUGAGCAAUCAAGACCAAUUAUCUGGAGGUUGUCGUGAUACUGGAAACUCCAAAAGUCUGCUUAUUGAAAAUUCAUCUCAGAAAAAAACAAAGAUUGAUAUAGAAUGUGAAGAAAUUGAUCGGAUCAGCCAACUACCUGAGGGUCUCAUUGUUCAAAUUCUUUCUCGGUUGUCCAUAAAAGAGGCGUUCAGAACAAGUAUUCUCUCUAAAGAUUGGCAAUACUUCUGGACUUCUAUCGACAACAUUGUUUAUGAAGAGGAGUAUGGUCGUCCAGAUAGCUCGACAGAGACGGUGCACAAAUUCAUUUUCGUAACAGAUAAUGUACUACCUCUCCUUAGCUGCUCUAGCAUUAAAAAGUUCAGUCUAAACAUUGUGUUCACAAAUGAUAAUGAUGUUGUGUCUUACUAUCCCAUAAUUGACAAGUGGCUUGAAUUUGCUACGAGUAAAAAAGUGGAGGAUUUAUGCUUGAAUAUAAGCUACAGAUAUCUUGAUACGAGUCCGCCCCAACCCUAUAGCUUGCUGCAAGUUCUCUGCAGUAGUUCAUCAAUUGUAACACUGAACUGCGAGUAUUGCAUACUAUCAGAAGAUUGUGUACUAAAUUGGACAUCUCUGAAGAGUUUAAAGAUGCAAAGCUUGUAUCUCCUGGAUGAACACAUUAAACAAAUAUCAAAUUGUCCUCAAUUGGAAUCUUUGGAGCUGCAUGACUUUUUUGGUUUUAGUCGUCUGCACAUGACUUCUCCAAAAUUUAGGCGAUUGCAAUUGACCCAACAUUAUUUCCCUUAUACGGAGUGGUAUUCAUACGAAGGUGAUAUAUGUUGCUUAGAAAUUAUUGCUCCAUAUGUUGAACAUUUGACGAUUACUGGGAUUUUAAGUCAUACGAAAAUUAAGCUCGGGGACAUGCCGUCUUUGAACCAUGCCACUUUUAAUCUCUACUGUGAUGAACAUAAUGAAAUGGAUUUAAACAUAGAGAAAGAUCUGUUGCUAAGAGUUUGUUGUGCUAAUGAGCUAAUACUCUCAUCCCGGUUUAUCAAGGUGAUUUCCAAUUUGAUGUUGGAAGAGGAACACGUUUCCUUACCGUUGAUGGAAUGCAGAUGCUUGACGAUGAGUUCCCGUAUUUCAAAACUUUCCUUCCCAAUGCUAGACAACCUCUUAAGGUCAACUCAUAAUUUGGAAAAUUUGAUGAUAUUUCCUGAUAAGCCGUACCAUCCUUUUUUUGAGGUCGAAGACACUGAUUUACCAGAAGAUAAGUACCUCUCCCUUGAAGAGAACAUAUUCAAAGAUUUCUUACAAAAUUUAAAGAAUGUCAAGGUUAUGCCAUUUUGUAGUCCCAAGCGUAGAUCUGACGCAACAGAGCUCCAUCAAUUCUUGAAGUUCUUACUUGAGCAUGCAAUAAAUCUGGAGAAACUAGUUAUAGUGCCAGAGCAUAAGGAAUGCAAUAGUUGUUCUACUAAUACCUCAUGCCUAAUGAAGUAUUUGUUAGAUUUUCCAACAUUUUCUAUUAGUGCAAUUAUUUCCUUAGGGCCAGUUAGUCAUAAUGUUUUCUAUAAUGAUGUUUGAAACUGUCUUGUACUUAUGAAAACACAUAAGAUUGGGAUAUGACUGUAAUUCAGAUGUAGUUUGUUUGUUUAAUUGUCCAAG